UAUGAAAAUUGUUAUUGUCCAGACUGUUGAUGCGGGGCCUCUUGUUGAACUUGUGGUGGUUGUUGGAAUGAAUAUUGCUGCGCCAUUUUUGGUUGGUAUUGCUGUGGAACUCCUUGUUGUGGUUGUUGCUGUUGUAAUGAUGAUUGUUCUGGGUUGUACUGCUGUGGUGCUUGUUGUUGUGGUACUUGCUGUUGGGGUUGCUGUUGGGGUUGCUGUUGUGGUUGAUACAUCUGUGGCUGUAUUUGUUGUGGUUGUUGCUGUGGCACUUCUUGCUGUACUAAUUGUUGUUGUGGUGGUUGCUGUGGCACUUCUUGCUGAAUUGGCGUCUGUUGUCCUAACUGAUUUUGAAGUUGCUGGGGAACCGUUUGUGAGGGUUCUUGCUGAUUUCCCGAGGGUGGCAUAUUACCAGCAUUCCCCAAAAGUAGCUGGGCAACAAUUCCUUUUAAAAGACCAUCAUUUCCAGCCAUAGGGAAGGGUAUUGAAGAACCAGAACUUCCUCCUCCAAAAUUAACAAAAUUUGCAUUGACAUCUUCCCCUUCAGGAAUUGAUGGAGGAGGAUUUUUAUCAUUAUUGUUAAAGUUAAAGCUAUUUAAAUUGACUUUUGGUGGAAAUUUGUCGUUUUUUGGCUCUUUAUUAGGUUGAUCUGAAAACGUAGAUUUUCUGUUUAAAUUUAAAAAUAUCCUCACUAUUAAUUGGUUGUGAAUCCUGUUUAUUAGAGUUCUCAUUUACUUUACUAGGAUUUGUAUUUGGUUGAUAAUUAUUUGGGGUGUCUAAAUUUUGUUGAGAAGACCCUGCUGUAUCUGGCUGCUGAGCAUUAUUAUUGUUAGGCUGAACUCCCUGAUUGUUAUAGCUAUUAUCAGAAGGCG
Meloidogyne enterolobii is the source of this 866-nucleotide messenger RNA. The record is from the annotation of a GenBank genome assembly. NCBI's taxonomy places the organism in Eukaryota, Metazoa, Nematoda, Chromadorea, Rhabditida, Meloidogynidae.